Messenger RNA from Caenorhabditis remanei, 510 nucleotides. RefSeq lists its product as uncharacterized. Bases 1 to 510 code for a protein of 169 amino acids. The record is from RefSeq and is a predicted model, not a curated record. NCBI's taxonomy places the organism in Eukaryota, Metazoa, Nematoda, Chromadorea, Rhabditida, Rhabditidae. The transcript has 3 exons.
AUGGAGGCAAUCGAAGAACCAGAUGCGCCAAUCGCGUCUCAAUACGUGGAUGACUCUCCAUACUACCACGUCUCGCGAUUCCGCGAAUUCGAUGAGCGUCCCACCGUCGCAGAGGCGGAUAGCACGACACCGGAGGAGAAAGAGUACGAGAGACCAGGUGAAGUGCAUGUGGGGCCGGUCGGCGCAAACGUAGCUCCGGAUGCUCGGCAACCGAAUGUGCCGGUACCACGUGGUGAACAGCCGGCACCACCACCUAAUCUGGCACAACCCAACCCGGCUCAACCGAAUGCGGCUCAACCUUAUGCGGUGGUUAUUGGUCAGCUUGUUCAACCGGUCGAAAAUGCGGCUCUGAUUGCAUUUUUUAAUCGAGUGGCUAAUCAAGAGAGAGUGAAUGUGCAAGAACCGAUCGAUGUUUCCGAUGACCAGUCCAGCGGCCACGGAACGCCUACCGAGGACGACUGGCGAGCACUCGGCUUCUCAGAUGUGUCAAGCGAUUACGAAGAUUCAUAA